ACUUACUUCCCCCACACCAUUGAAAAGAGCGAGUCUUUAUUAUUGAAUUUUCUUUCUCAUUGUUCAUUAAACUUAGUUCGCAUUUCUUGAUAAUGGAAUAAGAUACUACAUUUAUAUAUAAAAUUUUUAUUUUUCUCCCUUUCUUCUGUUGUUUUCCUCCCUUUUCUUAACCAUCAAAGUGAGUGUUUUCCUUUUUUUUUUUUUUAUUCUGGACACAAACGGGAAAUUAGUUUCAACUUAGCCUAAAGCUUUGUAUAUCUGUUAAUGAUCAUUGUCAGUUGCUUUCUGCACCCAUUAUCCUCGGGUUUUCAAGCUUCAUAGCUACCCAAAACACCAUCUUUUAGGUCUUAGCUAUUGAAGUUUUUAGCUUUUUUUUUAAGAACAAAAAUAAGCGGGUUUUGAGCUCUGGGUUGUUUCUGGUCAAGGAAACUUGGGGUAGUAAUGAGACAAACCCAUCUGGGUUUGCUGUUCUGGGGAAAAACUACCAUGAACUUGAGCUCCAACACAUGUUUUUAUUGAAAUGCUUUGGUUGGAAUAUUCCAUAGGAUUUUAUUGGAGCUGGUGUUGGUGAAUUAAGAGUCAGCAAUCAGAGUAAGAAUCAAUUUGCAUCUGAUCUGAUUGGGCUGGGGUAGGUUAUACGUAUAGAUAUCUUGCAAAUGGCUACUGAGGUUCAAAAUCAAGAGAGACUGCCAGAGAACCUGAAGAAACAGCUUGCUCUUGCUGUGAGAAAUAUUCAGUGGAGUUAUGCAAUUUUCUGGUCCAUUUCGGCUAGACAGCCAGGGGUGUUGGAAUGGGGUGAUGGUUAUUACAAUGGAGAUAUAAAGACAAGGAAAACAGUUCAAGCUGUAGAACUGAACGCCAACCAACUGGGUUUGCAGAGAAGUGAGCAACUGAGAGAACUUUAUGAGUCCCUCUCGGCUGGUGACAGCAGUCCUCAGGCUAGAAGACCUUCGGCAGCAUUAUCUCCAGAAGAUCUUACAGAUACUGAGUGGUAUUACUUGGUUUGUAUGUCAUUUGUAUUCAACAUUGGCCAAGGAUUGCCAGGAAGAACAUUGGCCAGUGGUCAACCUAUUUGGAUUUGCAAUGCUCAUUAUGCAGAGAGCAAAGUGUUUAGUCGAUCACUGCUAGCAAAGAGUGCAUCUAUUCAGACUGUAGUAUGCUUUCCAUUUUCAGGAGGUGUGAUUGAGCUUGGUGUAACUGAUUUGGUAUUGGAGGACCUCAGCCUCAUUCAGCGCAUUAAAGCUUUGUUCUUGGAUACUCCACACCCAAUUGGUUCUUAUAAAUCCAACCCUGUUGCUGGAAGUACAGGAAAUGACAAAGAUCGUGCUUGUCCAGCACUUGAUCCUCAGAUCCCUGACACCAAAUUAAGUCCACUUUUAGGCUGUGAACAACUAGAAAUAGCUUCUCCCGAUGACAGUUCGGAUGGCUUUGAGCCUAACCAACCAGCAGAAGAUUCAUUUGUGGUUGAAGGGAUAAAUGGUGGAGCUUCUCAAGUACAAAGUUGGCAAUUCAUGGAGGAGGAGUUCAGCAAUUGUGUCCACCAUUCCUUGAAUUCCAGUGACUGCAUAUCUCAAACCUUUGUGGAUCAUCGAAACUUUGUUCCUCUUUGUAAGGGGGAAAAUGAUAAUGACAAUGGUUUGCAAGAUGUUCAAGAGUGCAAUCAGACUAAACUGACCUCUUUAGAUAUUCGAAGUGAUGAUCUGCACUACCAAACGGUUCUCUCAGCCCUAUUAAAGUCCUCCCACCAGUUGAUUUUGGGGCCACACUUUCGAAACUCUAACCAGGAAUCCAGCUUUAUGAGGUGGAAGAAAAAUGGCUUGGUGCAGUCUCAGAAAGCAGGAGAUGAAACUGCUCAAAAGUUUUUGAAGAAGAUAUUGUUUGAAGUUCCUCAGAUGCAUGAUAAAGGGUUACUUGAAUCUCCUGAAGAUAAUGGCAUUAGAGAUGCAGCUUGGAGACCAGAAGCUGAUGAAAUUUGUGGAAACCAUGUGUUGUCAGAGAGAAGGCGGAGGGAAAAACUCAAUGAACGAUUUAUGAUUCUCAAAUCGCUGGUCCCUUCAGUUAGCAAGGCUGAUAAAGUUUCCAUACUAGAUGAUACGAUAGAAUACCUACAAGACCUUGAGAGAAGAGUUGAAGAGUUGGAAUCUUGCAGAGAGUUAACAGAUUUAGAGGCAAGAACGAAAAGAAAACCUCAGGAUCAUGUAGAGCGAACAUCUGAUAACUAUGGCAAUAGCAAAAUGACCUAUGGAAAGAAGCCAUCCUUAAAUAAAAGGAAAGCUUGUGAUAUUGAUGAAGCAGAGCUAGAGAUUGACUAUGUUGCAUCAAAAGAUGGUUCAACUGAUAAUAUAACUGUCAGUAUGAGCAACAAGGAUUUUCUAAUUGAGUUUAGGUGCCCUUGGAGGGAAGGGAUUUUGCUUGAGAUAAUGGAUGCACUAAGCAUUCUCAAUUUGGAUUGCCACUCAGUUCAGUCAUCUACCACUGAGGGGAUUCUCUCCCUGACUAUAGAAUCCAAGUACAAAGGAUCAACUGCUGCAUCAGCAGGGACAAUCAAGCAAGCAUUGCAAAGAGUUGCUCGGAAGUGUUGAAGCAUGUCUUCUCACCGGACAAACCAUAGAGUUAUUUGGUCUAGAUUUCCCUGCUUCGUUUGUAAAAUCCCGUCAUGGAAGGUUCUGUAGAUGACAGAUGCCACAAAGAAAAAGGUUUUUCCUCCCUGUAGGCUAGUAAAAUAAAGGGGAAUAAAACCUUUGUAAUUUUCUUCAAAAUCUGGCGCUUACAUGACAGACCUUGACCUAUGGCUUGUAAUAACAUCAAGAAAAGAAAAUGAAUAUUUGAGUUACAAGAGUUGCCUUAUAAUUUCUAA
Molecule: messenger RNA, 2857 nt
Organism: Theobroma umbraticum
Lineage: Eukaryota; Viridiplantae; Streptophyta; Magnoliopsida; Malvales; Malvaceae
Gene: EGL3
Product: basic helix-loop-helix (bHLH) DNA-binding superfamily protein
Molecular function (GO): protein dimerization activity
Source: RefSeq, a predicted model, not a curated record